Messenger RNA from Oncorhynchus nerka (sockeye salmon), 2874 nucleotides. RefSeq names its product frizzled-9-like. Gene Ontology annotation, biological process: canonical Wnt signaling pathway; non-canonical Wnt signaling pathway. Bases 519 to 2270 code for a protein of 583 amino acids. The transcript has a single exon. The record is from RefSeq and is a predicted model, not a curated record. Gene Ontology annotation, molecular function: Wnt receptor activity; Wnt-protein binding. NCBI's taxonomy places the organism in Eukaryota, Metazoa, Chordata, Actinopteri, Salmoniformes, Salmonidae. Gene Ontology annotation, cellular component: plasma membrane.
UGUUCUCAAACGAUGGAUGGAGAGCGGUUGUCCGAGGUAGAGUGAAAUAUAUCUACUGCUGCAAAUAGCUGCACCGAUUCAGCUUUAAACAGUUUUUAUUCAAAAUUAAGAAGUCAAGGAUAAGAAGUCAACACGUUCUGUAAUGAACGUUAUUUAAGCUCACCACCGUUAUUUUCUCAUUUCAUUGCGAACUUCAUUUUCUAGAUUGAACUCUGCCUUCCUCGAAUUGGCUCGGAGGCUGCCUUCUAAGAACAUUUAAACAUAUAAUUCUGGGGAAGCUUUUUUUAAUGUUUUAUAUCAUAGACUAAUGUUUACCUACUGGAAUUAUUUUUUGUUAUAUUUUACCUGCAUUUGCGUUGUGCAUCAGCAUAGAAUGCAUUUGUAACAACGGAUUUUUAACGCUUGUUGGGGCUGUGCUUACAAUGGUAAAAUAAUACGGAAAUAUCCUCUUGAAUUUACAUUUUUGGCCUGACCAAAUACAACUAUUUGUUAGACUAAUCAUAUGACUGAAAAUAAGCAUGGAGGGGUCUCCUUUGAAGAUACUGAUUUCUCUCUGGUGUCCGCUCAUGAUUGCUGCCUACAGUGUGGAGCUAGGAACCUACGACCUAGAACGAGGGAGACCAGCCAAAUGCGAACCCAUAGUAAUUCCCAUGUGCCAGGGCAUUGGCUACAACAUGACCAGAAUGCCCAAUUUUAUGGACCAUGAAAACCAAAAGGAGGCUGCCAUCAAGCUGAAUGAGUUUGCACCUCUAGUGGAUUACGGCUGUGAUGUGCACCUUCGUUUCUUCCUCUGCUCUCUCUACGCCCCAAUGUGCACUGAUAAAGUGUCUACCUCCAUCCCAGCCUGCAGGCCCAUGUGUGAGCAGGCCAGGCAGAAGUGCUCACCCAUUAUGGAGAAGUUCCACUACGCAUGGCCUGACUCGCUGGAUUGCUCCAGGCUCCCGACCAAGAAUGACCCCAACGCGCUGUGCAUGGAGGCUCCAGAGAACGACACCAAGACGGAUAUCAAGAAGGGAGAGGACAUGCCUUUUGUUCCCCCUCGGCCCAGGCAACCGGGUAGCAGUAACGGGCGCUCCAUGGGCAGUCUGGGGUCCUGCGAGAACCCAGAGAAGUUCCAUUACGUGGAGAAGAGCCAGUCGUGUGCUCCUCGCUGCUCCUCUGCAGUGGACGUGUUCUGGUCCAGACGGGACAAGGACUUUGCCUUCAUCUGGAUGACGGUGUGGUCAACACUCUGUUUUGUCUCCACGGCCUUCACCGUUCUCACCUUCCUCCUGGACCCCCACCGCUUCCAGUACCCCGAGCGGCCCAUCAUCUUCCUCUCCAUGUGCUACAACGUCUACUCUGUGGCCUUCAUCAUCCGCUCGGUGGCCGGGGCCGAGAACAUCGCCUGCGACCGGGAGAAUGGCGAGCUCUACAUCAUCCAGGAGGGGCUGGAGUCCACAGGCUGCACCAUCGUCUUCCUCAUCCUCUACUACUUCGGUAUGGCCUCGUCCAUCUGGUGGGUCAUCCUCACCCUCACCUGGUUCCUGGCCGCUGGUAAGAAGUGGGGCCACGAGGCCAUUGAGUCCCACAGCAACUACUUCCACAUGGCCGCCUGGGGCAUCCCAGCUCUGAAGACCAUCGUCAUCCUCACCAUGAGGAAGGUGGCAGGGGAUGAGCUGACGGGUCUGUGCUACGUGGGCAGCAUGGACUCUGGAGCGCUCACCGGCUUUGUGCUCAUCCCUCUGUCCUGCUACCUUGUCAUUGGCACGUCCUUCGUCCUCACCGGCUUUGUGGCGCUCUUCCACAUCCGCAAGGUGAUGAAAACCGAAGGCACCAACACGGAGAAGCUGGAGAAGCUGAUGGUGAAAAUCGGCAUCUACUCCAUCCUGUACACGGUGCCCGCCACCUGCGUCAUCAUCUGCUACUUCUACGAGAGGCUUAACAUGGACUACUGGAAGUUCAUAGGUCUGGAGGUCAAGUGCGUGUCGUUCCCCGGGCGCCGGAACGAAGACUGCUCCCUGGAGUCGUCGGUGCCCACCGUGGUGGUGUUCAUGCUGAAGAUCUUCAUGUCCCUGGUGGUGGGCAUCACCAGUGGUGUGUGGGUGUGGAGCUCCAAGACCCUGCAGACCUGGCAGGGCCUGUGCUGCAGGAAGCUGGCAUCAGACAGGACUAGCAGGAAGCCCUGUGGCAGCGUGAGCUGCAGCACACACUGUCAUUACAAAACCCCUGCCGUGGUGCUCAACAUGGCCAAGACAGACCCUUACUCAGACAGCCCCACACAUGUCUGACGCUGACAGUCAGUAUAUUACCAGUAUGCAGUUCAUUCAAUGCUCUGUCUAAACACAGGAAGCUACUGGGGUGACAUUGUAAUAUAUAGAAUAAGAAUAAGAUUGAGAUUGAGAGGAAGGAGAGAAGUUAUAAUUCAACUGUCCAUUGUUGCUUUUCUGUGCAACUUUCCUUAUUUCAGUAUUGAUGGGAAAUGUUCAGUAUUGCUCUCUAUAAACACACAAGAUGUGUGGACUGUAUUGCAUAGAGAUGCUCGACUGCAAUGCAGAAAAGGCAUUGCAUGGACAUUUUAAAGGAGAGGCAUUGUUCUCCCCUGAACUGGGUAUAUAUAACUACAUUAAUAUGUUUAAAUGUUAAACAGUCUAUUUAUUGUAAAUAUAUUUAAUUGAAGUUUACUUUGGUUUCUCACACGCUUUGAUUGGAGUGAACAUGCAUCCAUGAGGCUAAAAGAGUAAACUACUGAGCAUCAAGGAAAAUGCAGUGCCUCUUAUUGGGUUCUUAAAAAUAAUACAAUUGGGUAUACAUUUUCAAAACUGCCUUUUAAUUGUAUGUUUUUGGUCGUGGUUAAUUUACUAUUAUUAAAUUGAGUGUGAAUCCUAUACAUUU